Molecule: messenger RNA, 2423 nt
Organism: Lates calcarifer (barramundi perch)
Lineage: Eukaryota; Metazoa; Chordata; Actinopteri; Centropomidae
Product: coiled-coil and C2 domain-containing protein 2A-like
Biological process (GO): protein localization to ciliary transition zone; non-motile cilium assembly
Cellular component (GO): ciliary transition zone
Source: RefSeq, a predicted model, not a curated record
AUGUUGGUGUUGUCGGGCCGCUUUAAACACCAGAUAAUUUGUUUAAGGAUAACUACCACCGUCACCCUGGCCUCCUCAAGUGAUAUUCGAGAAAAACUGCGAAAGAAAGGGCGUGCAUUGCAAGAAACUUUGGUAAAAAACAGAAAUGAGGACGACGACGUUCAGGCUCUGGUUCCGUCUACCAAGUUGAGUGAGGAGAAACAACAAACCACGAUGAAGGAACCUCAAGACAGCGACGAAGAUGCAGGAGAGACACUGAAACGCACGUUAAGGGCUCAAAGACAGAGGCGGAAGAAAAGGCUGCUGGAACGGUCUGCAGCUCAGGAUGAUGAAGAGAUAUCCAACAUUCAGCCUCACAGUGAAGAUGAGGGGUCAGCUGGGAAGGCAGCUGACCCAGUUGUUUUGUCCAGACCUCCACCUGGUUCUCAGAGAGAUCUCUCCUCAAGAAUUCAGCAUAUUGCUGGCUCUCAGAAUUUAGACAACUCUGUAACACCGGCGCUUGGAAGAGAGACCUGGAGAGCAGCCAGAUCUAAAGGUGAGAGCCUUUCAGCAGGAGGAGGCCCUUGCUUGAGCCAGCCAGUCGCCUACCAGAGCCUCAGAGACAGAGACACUGUAACAAGAGUGGAAGAAGCUCCCCUUGUACGGGAUGAAGAGGAAGAUUUAUUUGUCAUUGAACAGUCGUCCCAAGACUUCCUGGAAGUGAGGAAAGCAGAGUACGUUGGGUACCGAAAACUUAUUCAGAGAGAGAGAGAAAGCGAGCUUUUCUUUACGCCAAGUUUUCGAACAGUUCCAACCUCCAUUAAACUGCCUGAAAACAUGAAGCCUCGUUAUCUAGAGGACGAGGGUCUGUAUGUAGGGGAGAGGCCCCCUGUAUCGCUGACUAAUGAGAACAUUCUGGAGAACCGUAUUUUGAAAAUGGAAGAAGGAAAGAAGUGGUUUGGAGAUGAUGGCAGGAUUAUGGCUCUGCCUGAUCCCAUAAAGGAAUCAUCCACAAGACCCCCUCUCUUCCACAUGGAGGAGGACCUGGAUCCUGCACUGCAGACUGUAUACAGGAAGGCGCUUAAGUCCAAGUAUGCAAAUCUGUACAUCACUGGUGCAGCUGAUCCAGAGGGAGACUACCAGCUGGAUGUUGACGUUUCUGGGCUGAUCUUCUCCCAUCACCCGCUCUUCAGUCGUGAACACGUCCUGGGCGCCCGUCUAGCUCAGCUCUAUGAUCAGUACCUCACCAGGCAGCAUAAUAACCUCACAGGACACCUUACUGAUAAGUUAAAUGGAUUGAGGAGUGCACUGCGGAAUAUGCUCGAGAUCCAUGGCGGACAGAGCCUCACUCAGGCCAUGCAGCAGAGGAUAUCUGAGUACAGUCUGGAGGUUCGAAACACCCGGCAACUGCGAGACAGUGAGCAGGAGAAAGACCGGACUCUUUUGAAGAACAUAGUUAAAGUGUGGAAGGAAAUCAAAGCCCUGAGAGAGUUUCAGAAGUUCACCAACACACCUUACAAGCUCUACCUCAGAAGAGAGACUGUAGACCAGGCUUCAGAUGAGCAGGAAUAUGAGGAUGAAAUCUUUGCAGAGGUUGUGGAAUUGGAGGCUGAGAGUGAGGAGGAUUAUCAGAGGAAGCUGGCUGAGUACAAGAAACAACUGGAGGAGUGGAAGCUCUCAAGAAGAAAACAGAAAGCCAAGAAGAAGAAGAAAAAGAAGAAGAAGAAGGGCCAGGCACAGAACGACACAGAAGAAGAAGAUGAAGACCAGGAGUUGAGCGAAUCAGAGGGACCCCUUGAAGAAGGACCGCCAAAGCCGGAGCCUCCCGAGAAGCCAGACUUUGAUUCCAUAGAGCAGCGAGUCAGAGAGAAAGCCUCCAGGAUACGCAGGAAACCAGGAGAGUCCAUCCUGAUCCCUGAGCUGUCUGCUUCUGGAAACAUCACUGCCAGUGAACUCUGUCCCAAGGCUGAAAUAGCGCGAAGAGAGGAUGUUGCAAGGCGCUCUCUUUUCAUCAAGAUCCUGUACAAUGAUAAAGAGGUUUCCCGAACCGACAGCCGCUCCCUGAACACUGAUUUCAGAGUGCACUUUGGUCAGAUUUUCAAUCUCAAGAUCGUAAACUGUCCCCAAAGUAUCAAUUUGCAGGUAUUUGAGGAGAUUGGAUCAUCGUGUUCCCUCCUGGCUCAAGUGUUCGUCCCAGUGCCAGAACCAUCAGUCUUGACUGGUGGCGUCCCUCUUGAGGAAUUUGAGUUUAGCAGCAACCAGAGGGUGAUGUUUGACCACGAGGGAGUUGGAAGCGAUGUCCCCCUCUCCUUUGAGGCCGAUGGCAGUAACAAACAGACCCUGCUGACCUCUGGUAAGCUGUCAUGCUGUGUUUCCUGGGGAAUCGGGGAGGACGAUGUCCCACUUGCCCCUCCUGUGUCUCAACAACCUGGCGGCAUGCACAG